Molecule: messenger RNA, 1809 nt
Organism: Acanthosepion pharaonis
Lineage: Eukaryota; Metazoa; Mollusca; Cephalopoda; Sepiida; Sepiidae
Source: the annotation of a GenBank genome assembly
AUGACGUCCUCUUUCUUCCGUUCUUUCAUUUUCUUUCUUUUUUAUUCUUCCAUUCUCUUCUCUCUAAUUGUCACACUGCUUUUUCUUUCCAUUUUUUAUUUCUUUAUUCUCUCUUCUUCAUUCUCUUUUAAAACUCUCUCUUUUUCUUCAUUUAUCUCAUUCUCUUUCAUUCUCUUUCAUUCUACCAUCCACUCAUCGACUGCAUUAUUUUUCACACUUCACUAUUUUUUCUUUUCUCUUUCUUUUUUCUUUAUUCACAAUUGUGUUUUAAUCGUUUACUCUUUCUCUCUCUCUUUCUCUGUUUCUUGUAUUUUACUCCUUCUUCAUUUCUCUUUCUCUCUUCCUCUCUCACCCGAUGUCUUCUUCUCCAUUUUUCCCGCCUACACUUUUCUUUAUCUCUUAUUUUCUACCUUACGUCUUUCGUUUCUCCUUUCUCUCUUUUUAAGUUCCUCUUUCGUUUUUCGUUUCUCUUUUCUCUUCCUCUUUCUUUCUCUCUCUCUCUCUCUCUCUCUCUCUCUCUCUCUCUCUCUCUCUCUCUCUCUUGCAAGUUUUAUGUCUCCUUCUCUGUCCCUCUUAUGCGACUAUAUCUAUCUCUAUCUUUCUCCCUUUCUGUCGCGGUCUUUCUCUUUCUCUCACACUCAAUCACUUUUUGCGCUCUUUCUUUCUUUCUUUCUUUCUUUCUUUCCUUUUUCCCUCCUCUCCUUUCUCUCCCUCUCGAAAUCCUAUUUGUCUCUGCCUGUCUCUCUCUCUCUCUGUCUCUCUCUCUCUCGUACUCUUUCCCUUUCUCUUUUCGCUCAUUCUCAUCCUUUUUCUCUUCGUUUUCCCCUUUCUUUCCUUCCCGCAAUUCACUCUCUCUCUCUCUCUCUCCCCCUCUCUCUAGUACUGUUUCUUUACUCUUUCACUCAUUCUCAUUUAUUUUCUCUCUGUUUUUCCCGUAUUCCUUACAUUAUUAAUUUUAUCUCCCAUUUCUCUCCCUCUCUUAUUCCCCUCUCUGUUUCUCUACCUCUUCCACUCCUCUCUCUCUCUCUCUCUCUCUCUCUCUCUCUCUCUCUCUCUCUAAUACAACUUCCCUUACUCUUUCACCCAUCCUCAUUCUUUUUCUUUCUGUUUUCCCCACUUUCUCUACGUUUAUUUAUUUUAUCACUCCUUACUCUCCCUCUCACAAUCCACAAUCUCUCAUCUUCUCUCUCUCUCUCUCUCUCUCUCUCUCUCUCUCUCUCUCUCUCUCUCUCUCUCUUCUUAUUUUUCACCCAUCCUCAUUUUCAUUCUGUUUUCCCCCUUUUUUUUUUAUUUAUUUUAUUCCUUAUCUCCCUCUCACAACAAUCUCAUCUUCUCUCUCUCUCUCUCUCUCUCUCUCUAGUACCUCUUCUAUUUAUCUUUCUCAUUCUGUUUUUUUUUUUAAUUUUUUUCCAUAUUCCCUACAUUAUUCUUUUUAUCUUCCUUUUCUCUCCUUCUCGUUGUCCAUUCACCUCUCUCUCUCUCUCUCUCUCUCUCUCUCUCUCUCUCUCUCUCUCUCUGGUACUCUUUAGGACAUCAACUUCAUUUUCCAAUAUUUCCCAAACAGGGAUAUUCCUUCAAGUUCUCAUCUUUCUUCACCCCAAUAUUUUUUUUUUCUUUUCUUUUAACUGGGGGCAAAUGUUUUCAUCUUUCCCAUACCUGGCACACUACGAUUUUUUCAUCACCCUCUACCUCCAAACUUAUUGCCUUUUCUUCUUCCCAUCCUUAUUUUUUUUUUUUUUUUUUUGUAUGUUUAUAUUUCUUAUUGGUUCAAGUUGCCAAAUAAUUCCGCCAGGUGUCGUCCCACAUUGA